Messenger RNA from Cynoglossus semilaevis (tongue sole), 1152 nucleotides. It is a transcript of the gene metap1d, whose product is annotated as methionyl aminopeptidase type 1D (mitochondrial). The coding region runs from base 103 to 1116 and encodes 337 amino acids. The record is from RefSeq and is a predicted model, not a curated record. The transcript has 10 exons. Gene Ontology annotation, molecular function: metalloaminopeptidase activity. Lineage: Eukaryota; Metazoa; Chordata; Actinopteri; Pleuronectiformes; Cynoglossidae. Gene Ontology annotation, biological process: proteolysis.
AGGGCAGUAUGAAACUGUCAGACGUUGGGUCUACCUAAAUAGAAAAGAAGAAAAACCUACACUGCGUCACUUUACCUUUGCACCACGUGACCACCAAUAACAAUGUCUGCGCCCUGUGUUUGUGUACUUGUUCGAAAUACCGGAUUUGGAGGUUUACUGCAGAGAGUUUCUCGUGGUCUUCCCACAGCUCUACUGAGUCAACAACAUCGCCACUUUUUCUGGCAGAAAUGGAAAUAUUCCCAUAAUAUAGUUCGUCCAGCUAAUGUCAGUCCUGCAUAUCCAGUCCCCAAGCACAUUGUGCGUCCUGACUAUAUUGGCUCUGAACUGAUCCCCGAGUGGCCUGACUACAUCGAAAUUAAAGAUCAAGAGCAAAUCGAAGGACUGGCCAGAGCCUGUCAGCUCGCCAGACAUGUUCUUUUAGUGGCUGAAAGCAAUGUGAAGGUUGGUAUGACAACAGAUGAAAUUGACCUCAUCGUGCAUCAGGAGAUAAUCAAACACAACGCCUACCCUUCCCCUCUUAGCUAUGGGGGUUUUCCCAAGUCAGUCUGUACUUCUGUGAACAAUGUGGUCUGUCAUGGAAUUCCUGACAGUCGACAACUCAAAGACGGAGAUAUCAUCAACAUAGAUGUAACUGUGUAUUUAGAUGGUUACCAUGGCGACACCUCAGAAACCUUCCUUAUUGGCCAGGUGGAUGAAACAGGGCAGCAAUUGGUAGAGACGACCAAACGUUGUCGGGAUGAGGCCAUUGCAGUCUGCAGACCAGGCGCACCGCUCUGUGUCAUAGGAAACACAAUAAGUAAAAUAGCCCAGGAAAGUGGUUUUGAAGUAUCGCCGUACUUCAUUGGACAUGGGAUAGGAACACAUUUUCACUGCCACCCUGAGAUUUGGCACCAUGCGAAUGACAACGACAUGACCAUGGAGGAAGGGAUGGCCUUUACAAUAGAGCCCAUAGUGAUGGAAGGUUCAGUGGAAUUCAGAAUCCUCAAGGACAAAUGGACUGCUGUGUCGGUGGAUGAUAAGAGAUCUGCUCAGUUUGAACAUACGGUGGUCAUCACAUCAGAUGGAGUGGAUAUCCUCACCAAACUGCCAGAAGAAAACAAUGUGACCAAAAGUUGACGGGGGACUUUUAAAACAUUAAAUAAUUUUUACAAA